UUUGGACCCAUUUUACAAAAGGAGAUGAAAAAACCAAAGGUCAUUACGAAGCAACUUGUAAAUAUUGCCAUCAGAGAUGGGAUAGAGCUUAUCCUAGUAGAUUGGAAAUUCAUCUAGCAAAUCAAUGUAUUGAGUUUCAGCGUCCAUUUGUAGUUUCGACAACAAACCGCAGUUUUGACACAGUGAUUGAGUUUUGA
Entrophospora candida is the source of this 197-nucleotide messenger RNA. The record is from the annotation of a GenBank genome assembly. NCBI's taxonomy places the organism in Eukaryota, Fungi, Glomeromycota, Glomeromycetes, Entrophosporales, Entrophosporaceae.